AUGGUGGCUCUUCUCAACCUCCUUGCUGAUGAGAAUAGCCCCUGGCAGCUUCUGUGUCUCAUCUCAGGGAGCAUCCCCAACAUCUGCUCCAAGAGUGCUGGUGGGGUCCAACACAAUGGCCUCUACACCAUCUUCAUCAGUCAAGCAAACAAGUCCUAUACCUUCAAUCCAGAGUCGCUGCUGGUCCAGGACAUCACCAAGAUUCCCAAGCUCAUGGCCUACAAGAAGCCCUCCCUCAUCAAGAGGUGGAACCCAAACCCAGACAGUGGUGCAUCAACUCACCUCAUCCAGUACCUCCACUUCUUCUCAACCUUCACCCUGUUCUUCCAUGGCAUCAGCUCCUAG
This is a messenger RNA of Acanthamoeba castellanii str. Neff, 345 nucleotides long. RefSeq lists its product as uncharacterized. The transcript has 3 exons. The record is from RefSeq and is a predicted model, not a curated record. NCBI's taxonomy places the organism in Eukaryota, Discosea, Longamoebia, Acanthamoebidae. The coding region runs from base 1 to 345 and encodes 114 amino acids.